AUGGUGAGGGUAACAGCAAGACUUCUCAAUGUUAUUUUAUCAAUAUUGCUAUUCGUCAGCGUGCUUGUUAUUUUGAGUAAUUUCAAUGGUAAAAAUGAGCUCGACGUACCGAAGACAUUCCAAGAUGCAACCCCUCCUCCACCAACAGGCGAUUUCAUGUCAGAGCGAAUUAGCUUGAAGAGAAAUUAUGUAUCCAAUCAUCCUAUUGCACGACCUCCACGAAGAAUGAUUGAAUUUUACAAGUUACAAGUAUCUCAACGUCGUGCAUACCUCGAUGCUACUAUUGAAUCAAUGUCAAAAAAUUACAUGUAUCUCUACAACAAUUUAGCUCCAGAGGCCUAUUGCCCCGAGCUGGUGCGUGUCGGCACGACGAACGAUGGCGGAAAAUGGAUUUGCAGUCCGUUU
This is a messenger RNA of Ostertagia ostertagi, 405 nucleotides long. NCBI's taxonomy places the organism in Eukaryota, Metazoa, Nematoda, Chromadorea, Rhabditida, Trichostrongylidae. The record is from the annotation of a GenBank genome assembly.